AUGGCCGACAAACUGCGCACGCUCCAGAACCUCGAGGCCAUGCAGGCCCGCUACGUCGGAACCGGCCACGCCGACACCACCAAGUACGAAUGGACCUCGAACAUCGUUCGCGACAGCUACGCCUCGUAUAUCGGACACCCGCCGAUGCUGUCGUACAUGGCUGUGGGUAUGGGUGAGCCCAAGGAGAAGGUUCGCGCCGCGAUGAUAGAAAAGAUGGUUCGGGGCGCUGGGAAUCCGCCGGAGACGCAAGAAUAAUCCGCUCAUUUUGGGCGAUUUUGUCCUUUCGAUGAACGUUACGAUUGAAUGUGCUGGGGCGCAUGACAACUUUACAGGUCGCGAUCAAACUACCACCGACCACACUUGUCACAUAUGAAUGGACCUGGUUAAUACUUGUUGGGGAUGUGAUAGUCCGACAACGACGCAGGGCUAGAAGCAUGUGCCCCGAAAGCACUACACGAUGCCGCGCAGGGUAGUACUCGCGAUUCUGGUAUCUCAAGAAUGGCGACGACCGGGGAUGUUGGUCAAUGGGGAGGUUCUCACAUUUGCGACUGGAGGAGCAGCCAAGUGGACUUUAUUCAUUAGCUAUACAAUAUUUGGAAUGGAGUGGAUUGCGUGGUUUCCAUGUUUUAAUAGGUGGUAUAGUUAUAUUCCCUUGUAAACGGCGCAAAGGUAGAGAAGAG
This is a messenger RNA of Aspergillus steynii IBT 23096, 680 nucleotides long. Its product is annotated as splicing factor 3B subunit 5 family protein. Gene Ontology annotation, cellular component: precatalytic spliceosome; U2 snRNP. The transcript has 2 exons. Gene Ontology annotation, biological process: mRNA splicing, via spliceosome. The coding region runs from base 1 to 255 and encodes 84 amino acids. NCBI's taxonomy places the organism in Eukaryota, Fungi, Ascomycota, Eurotiomycetes, Eurotiales, Aspergillaceae. The record is from RefSeq and is a predicted model, not a curated record.